GCUGUGGCUAUUCCUGGUGCUGACCGGUAACCUGGCUCUGGAGCGUCUGCUCGCCGCCUACUUCAUCUCAGCCCCGUCGCCAGUGCUUAUCCAGAACGCCCAGGAGACAGGUGCGGUGCUGGAGGACAUGGUGUGGCUGCUGCGCCGCGCCGCCGUCUCACUUUGCCUGCUGCUGCUGUCCGUCGUGGCGUACCGCUACCGCGACCUCAACGCCGCCAACAACCGGCUCCUGCUGGAGCUGCACCGGCGGCAGCUGGAGAUGCACCGCUACCUCACGUCCAAGGGUGUCACCGAGCCUGAGCCGGGGUCACGCUGCGACGCCGUCCGUGCCGGUACCGGUGCUAACGCGGCAGUCGCCGGGACCAUGUGGUCUGUCUACCGGCCGGAAGAGAUCGGCGGUGGCGACGUCCCCGACGGUGGCGCCGCCAACGGCGACGGGGCGCUCCCUGACGGCCACACGCCGCCGAGCUCGGCGCCGGCGCCGCUGAUGGUCGUGUCGCGUCGAGAAGCGGCGAGCGGCCGCUCCACGCCGCUCGGUCGGUCCAGCCCGGUGGAGGCCGCGGCGGGAGCCCUGGCCGUCCUCCGAUACACGCCUGAGCCGCCGGCGCUGGCCAGGGCACGCUCCGGGACACCCCAGCCAUCUCCGGGCCGGUACAACCUGCGCGCCCGCGCCGGCAUCGGCGCCACCGCCUGGACGCAGCAACACUCGCCGGCCGCCCUCUCCCGCGUCGCCCGUCAGCUGGAGACGGUGGCGCAGCAUCAGAGCCGGCUAGUGCGCAGCACUGGCCGCAGGGCGCUGGCGCAGCACGCUGGGAGCUGAGCUGAGAGCUAAACGGUGAACGGAGGCGCCCGCGGAGGAACCAUGUGGCAGGGACAGCUGAACAGUAAGGAGGGUGUACGACCCGCUGAAGUACGGCAUAGCAGGGACUGCUGGGCAGCGAGGAGGGUGUACUGCCCACAGGAAAGUGCGUAGGUCCUAAGAGUAUGAACACACGCAGGUUGGGAGGCGACGGUCUCGACUGAGUGUUGAUCGGGUGAGAACUAGGGUGCACGUGGCAGGUCCCUCCGUACAAGUUUCCGACACGACCUUGCAGUCUAUCGCCGGCCUAUGUCAGUUGACGAACGGGGCCAACUGUGUCCAAGUCCAGAGGCUCAGGGAUACCCGGGCCCGCUGUACAGGCCCUCCCAUUGACGGUCCGUCCGCCGCCGGGCUGCGACGGUGUGAGCCGGCCGUCCCAGCCGUCUGGCUACCGAUGGUCAGAGCAUCUCCUGACGAUCCGGAUCGUGUGUUUUGCGCGCGCGGCGUGGGGCAUGGGUCCGCUGGCAUUGACGAGUGUGUAUUGCAUGCCUGCCUUGCUAGCUUUGUACUGCCUGACUUUAGUCAUAGCGAGACCCUCAGCGAUGCGAUGCCAUGGCGCCGCGCAUGUUGCAUCUUCGAUGACAGUUUUUUUGCUGUUGCUAGGAUCCUCACAACACAACAGCAGCCGCCUCACAUUUGUUAUCUCAGUUGGUGACCUGGAUGUGAAUGUCCACCGCAGUUGGAGUUAUGCGAUGGUCCCUGAACCAGUGCGAUCAGGUAUAUCUCGAUCAUUGAUACCGCCCAACGCAUGAAAAGUGGUGUUGCUUACUUACAACUAUCAGUAACAAAGACCAAAGAAUGCUGAUGGUGAAUGCUGGAUAUAAAGAAUGCUGGUGUUUUUAGCAGUGAGCGGUUCGCUGUUUUGCGAUCUGCGAGAUUCGUCGCGAGUGGCAUUGCCCGAGAUCAUUUUCGGUGGCAGAUGUUAUGGGCGUAAGCGCAUCAAUACCAAGCGUACUGCGUCAUGGCUGCGUAAGCGUCAUGGCUGCCUGUUCUGUGCGCAGCACUUAGCGUACUAGCCUGGGUGUUUACAAUAAUCGGGAGGCAGCGGUCAGCUUUUGGAGUAUUUAAUGGUAAAUGUUUCGUAGGUUCCGUACUCGAUUGUGAUAUUUUAUCUCGCUGGUAUUGCUUUUCGAUCUGCCCCAGUGUGACCAGGUUGGCGUGCUUUGACACUCCGCACACAGCCGUACAUUCCGGUGCCUCUUGUAGGAGAAUAGCUUUAUAGGACGAACUUUGUGUAUGGGCAUGUGUCUAAUAUACUAAUAUAUUUUCUAACCUUUGAAUAUUCCGUCAAGGUUGAAUGUUUUGUUUGUUGACUAUUGGUGUUUUAGAGUGCGUUGGCCGUCUCGUUAUGGCCCAUAGCGAUAUUUUUACUUGACUGG
This is a messenger RNA of Pollicipes pollicipes, 2238 nucleotides long. RefSeq lists its product as uncharacterized. The record is from RefSeq and is a predicted model, not a curated record. NCBI's taxonomy places the organism in Eukaryota, Metazoa, Arthropoda, Thecostraca, Pollicipedomorpha, Pollicipedidae.